AUGGCAGCGCUUCGCAUUUCAACAGCGACAUUGUCGCGUAAAGCAAUCACCGCCAGCCGGCCCCGACUCUACCUCGGAGUCCGCGCUGGCUUGCGCCCUCUGCAACCCACCUCCAGCUCCACAAGCAUCAGCUCUCGAUACUCCACGACCGCGCCGUUACAAUCACUCGCACCGAAGAUCGAGCGCGGCGGGUCAAAGCUCUUCAAGGAUGCCGAUGCCGCGGUCGCAGAUUUGAAGAGUGGUUCGACGAUUCUUAGUUCUGGAUUUGGGCUUUGCGGGGUUGCUGAAACAUUGAUCAAUGCUAUGCACCGUCGAGGCGCCGAUCAAUUGCACUCUCUAACAGCCGUAUCGAACAACGCCGGCGCCGCGGGCAAGGGUGGUCUUUCGACUCUAUCGCAGAAUGGCCAGCUGAACCGUUUGAUCCUUUCCUACUUGGGCAACAAUAAGAUACUGGAAAAGAAUUACCUGACGGGUAAGAUUGCUAUCGAGCUUUGUCCGCAGGGCACCUUGGCUGAGCGGCUUCGUGCUGGUGGUGCUGGUAUUCCGGCGUUUUUCACACCGACUGGUGUCCACACAUUCAUCCAAGAGGGCAAGAUCCCCGUGCGCAUGGACGAAUCAGGCAAAGUCCUUGAAUCGGGCAAGCCGCGCGAAACACGAGAAUUCAAUGGCAAGAAUUAUCUCAUGGAGACUGCUUUGACGGGCGAUGUAGCCAUUAUUCGGGCUUGGAAGGCGGACGAGGCUGGUAACUGCGUGUUCAGAUACACGACUAAAGCUUUCGGCCCAAUCAUGGCCAAGGCCGCAACUCUUACCAUUGUCGAAGCCGAGAAUAUCGUCCCUGUUGGCUCUAUCGACCCGAAUGAUGUCGAUUUACCCGGAAUCUUUGUGGAUCGCAUUGUGCCUGCGACAGACGAGAAGCAUAUUGAGAUUAAGAAGUUGCGUUCUGGCGAAGCCAGUGCGACUAGGCCGACUAGGGAUGCGGCGCAGAUUCAGAGGGAGAUUAUCGGUCGUAGGGCUGCUAAGGAGUUGAAGCCCGGGUUCUAUGUUAACCUUGGUGUUGGUAUUCCUACUUUGGCACCCUCUUUCCUGCCAAAGGAUGUGAAAGUUUGGAUUCAGUCGGAGAAUGGUAUUUUGGGAAUGGGCGAUUAUCCCACUGAGCAAGAAUUGGAUGCGGAUAUUAUCAAUGCCGGAAAAGAGACCGUCACUCUUGUCCCUGGCGCUUCCACUUUUGACAGCACCGAGUCCUUUGGCAUGAUCCGGGGAGGUCAUGUUGACGUUUCUAUUCUUGGGGCUCUCCAAGUGAGCGCUAACGGCGACUUGGCAAACUACAUGAUCCCCGGCAAGGUAUUCAAGGGUAUGGGCGGAGCCAUGGACUUGAUCUCCAACCCCGACCAGACCAAGAUUGUUGUAGCCACCAGCCAUGUUGCCAAGGAUGGAUCACCCAAGAUUGUGCAGCAGUGCAGCUUGCCUCUGACCGGCGCUAAUGUUGUUAGCACUAUUAUCACAGACCUGUGUGUGUUCCAGGUCGACCGAGCUACUGGAGAGCUCACGCUGACGGAGCUCGCUCCUGGUGUUGAGGUGGAGGAGGUGCAGAGCAAGACGGAUGCUAAAUUUGCGAUUGCUGACACGCUUGAGAUCAUGGAAUAG
Penicillium canescens is the source of this 1644-nucleotide messenger RNA. RefSeq names its product 3-oxoacid CoA-transferase. Bases 1 to 1644 code for a protein of 547 amino acids. The transcript is spliced from 9 exons. NCBI's taxonomy places the organism in Eukaryota, Fungi, Ascomycota, Eurotiomycetes, Eurotiales, Aspergillaceae. The record is from RefSeq and is a predicted model, not a curated record. Gene Ontology annotation, molecular function: succinyl-CoA:3-oxo-acid CoA-transferase activity. Gene Ontology annotation, biological process: ketone body catabolic process.